Messenger RNA from Arachis stenosperma, 2077 nucleotides. Its product is annotated as guanylyl cyclase 1-like. The transcript has 6 exons. Lineage: Eukaryota; Viridiplantae; Streptophyta; Magnoliopsida; Fabales; Fabaceae. Bases 361 to 1125 code for a protein of 254 amino acids. The record is from RefSeq and is a predicted model, not a curated record.
AGAAAUUUGGUUCCUAGAUGAAGGUUGAACCUGCAUUAUGGUGGCACCUUGUUAUAUGCAUCCAUCCAAAUCUUUUAGAAAUAUGAUUCUUAAGACAGAAGACGAAAGAGAAUUGAAAGGAGAUAAUUUGAGUGCCAUAGAUCCCUGCAUUCACCAAGUAACAAUAACGUAGAGUCCCAUCUUCCCUCCUUACGCCGCUCGCGCUUUGUUGAUGUAAGUGCAUGUGAUUCUGGCUGAUAUCUUUUUCUUUAUCUAUCAGACUGCUAUUAUUUUACCGUUGAUUUUGUCUUCUAAUCGUGCUUAUGGGUACCACAUGUAAACCAAAUAUAUACAUGGGAUUAUGGCCUUGCUUGUGCCUCGAUGGUUUUGAAAACUAUUGGUGUCAACGACCGUGAUAUUCAAGCACUGGCUGAGCUAUGCUGCACUAAUAGUGUCUGGACAGUUGAUUUGGCAUAUUUGUUGCAGAAGUUUUUUGUUGCAUUUUCCUAUUUCACUGUAACAUUUGGUGCAAACCCAAACUUUUCUGUUGAAUCCUUUUACAAGGAGGAAUUGCCUGAUAAUCUAUUCAGACUAGAUAUGCUAUUUCAAAAGGCAGUGGAGUCUGGAAUUGACAUACAGUGUAGAUCAAUUAGUGGAAGAGAGAUUUCCAUUCCCAUAUUGUCAGGGAAAUAUAUUGCUAUUGCAUUAGUUGACCAAAGCAAAUUGAGGUACAGGUUUCUUCUUAUAUGUUCUGUUCUUUUUUGGCUUCAAUACUUAAUUGAUGAUAGCUUUUCAACAUUGACAUACUCCACGUUCUUACCAACUUUUUACAUAGUUCCUGUGGUAAACCAAGUUUAUUCAUUUGAUACCAUCCUUUUUAGAAGAAAUUUGUCACUCCAAUUGCAUUAUAACACGUUUUUUGUUCAUAACUUCUUCCUUGAUCACGUCAUUAUUCUCACUGGAAAAGUGCAAUUCAAUCUGCAUCUGGAAAGUUUCUGUUUUAGUCAUGUAUUGCAAGAUGAUGUUCAUGUUCCUGAAGUUUCCAGCAAUAACCCUGGCUAUACUGAUGGUAUUUUACCAUCUAAUAUUCAGUCCUCAAAAUAUCAAUGCUGCUACAGUUGUGCAGUAAAGUUUUUUCCAGUUUGAGUGAUACUUUACUGUCACAUAUAAAGCUUGAAGCACUUCUCAAUAUUUCAUCUACCUAGGUUGAAUCCUAUGGUUUACAUCUUUUCUCAUUUUCCCAUCAUUUUGAUGAUGAACCUUAGGAGCUUAAACUGUAUGCCUGGGAGUAUGGUAUAAUCCUCAAUUUUCACUGCUAAGCUAGAAUUAGGAUGCCUCUUGUUGAACCUACAUUUUAAUGUGCUUCUAAAACUGUAGUUUGAUAUGUGUGAGAAGACACUAGACAAUGUAUACCUUCGCUCUUCCGGUUGAAUGAAUACUAGUCUUGCGAGUAAUUUAGAUUAGUCUGUGAUCUUCUUUUAAAACCGAAAAUGACUCUAAUUGAUGGUCCACUUUAUCAUACAAGAUCAAUCAGUUAAUAAAAAAAAAUUGGACCCUCCUCACUCUUCGGUCCCAGACAAUAAGACAUUUGCAAUAUUAACAAUGAGUCAUCUUAUCAAAACUUUUGAUAGUGGGUGCAACCAAGGACAACAGUUGUCUCGUGCACGUAAACACAGGACAUGUCACGUGGUCAGAUGCAUGUUGUUCAAUCUAGACCAAUAAAAACGCCACAAAAAACAUCAAAAUUGGCUCUAUUCGGAAACCAGACCCGGGACCCCUCCUCCUCCAGCAAGUUAGAUCCAAAACCCACCACGCAGGCCACAGCUUUUCCCAUCUAAGCCCUUCCCCAAAGUCAAUCUCAUUGUUUGUUUAUGCCAACGUUGUCUCUCACCCCACUAUUUUGCUCUGUUGAACCUUCGGAUCACACACCCCAUUUAAUGUCCAUGCUCUGUAUCCUCCAACAAAAUAAUAAAAUCAUGUGCAACUGCCAUCGCCAACCACAUUAUAGAAUAUAAGCACCAACCAAGUGAAAUGUCGAGCCCAUCACAUGCUACGCCAUUACUUGUCAUCAAGUUUAAUUAUCAACGUUGGUUGCCAU